Messenger RNA from Cladocopium goreaui, 2190 nucleotides. Lineage: Eukaryota; Dinophyceae; Suessiales; Symbiodiniaceae. The record is from the annotation of a GenBank genome assembly.
AUGACCAGUACGGCCUAUUUGGCGCAGCUGGGAAUUCCCUUCGGAGGCCCCCCGGUGAUCUUGAAGGACCCAGCCGAGGAGUUUCAGGCAUCGCCGCCGGCCAAGGCGGCAUCGGCAGCCACAUCUUCCAAGGCGCCGACCGAGGCCAAAUCUGAGAAGGCUGAUGGAGCCCCUGAUGGUCGAAGCUUCUUGGAGAAGUGGAUCGAAGCAGAUCUGGCGAAGGGUGGAAGAUGCGAGAAGCUCAAGGAGAAGGUCUUGACCCGCUUUCCGCCGGAACCCAACGGCUAUUUGCACAUCGGUCAUGCCAAAUCCAUCAUGAUCAACUUCGGCCUGGCCUACAAGUACGGUGGCCAGUGCAAUUUACGCUUUGAUGACACCAAUCCUGACACAGAAGAGACUGAGUACGUGGAAGCCAUUCAGGAAGACGUGGCCUGGGUUUGCCAGGCCUUGAACAUGGAGAAGAUGAAGAAGGGCGGCAAACCCUGGAAAGAUGAGGUCCUCUAUGCCAGUGAUUAUUUCCAGCAGAUGUACGACUUUGCCAUUGAUCUCAUCAAGCAUGGCAAGGCUUACGUGGAUUCGCAGACCCCCGAGGAGGUGCAAAAGAACCGCGGAGGAGGUCCCAAUAACCUGCCAGGGGUGGACUCGAAGUUUCGGAACCGCAGUGUGGAGGAGAACUUGAAGCUCUUCCAGGAGAUGCAAGACGGAAAGCACGCAGAAGGUUCUCAGCUGUUGCGAGCGAAGAUCGAUAUGCAGCAUCCCAACAUGAACAUGAGAGAUCCACCCAUGUACCGGAUUCGUUUCAGCAGUCACCACAGAAGCGGUGACAAGUGGAAGGUCUAUCCGAUGUACGACUUUGCGCACGGCAACGAGGAUGCCAUCGAAGGUGUCACGCACUCCAUUUGCACCUUGGAAUUUGAGAACCACCGGGCCUUGUACGACUGGUUCCUGGAUAAUUGCAGCAUCAUUCCAAGCAGACCAUACCAGAAGGAGUUUGCCCGGCUGGAAGUGCAGGGUGCUGUGACCUCCAAGAGAAAGCUCCUGAGGUAUAGCAUUCGGUCACACAAGGAUCAAAUCGUGCAGUCUCUGGUUGAGCAGGAGGGCCACGUCAGCGGCUGGGACGACUCACGGCUGCUGACGAUCCGCGGCAUCCGGCGCCGCGGCGUGCGGCCGCAGGGGCUGAAGUGCAUGGCCGACGGGGUGGGCGUCAGCGACCGCAACAGCACCACCCCCUGGGAUUUCGUGGAGGAGUGUUGGAGAGAAGACUUGGAGCCCAUUAGCAAGCGACGGUUGGCGGUGUUGGAUCCCCUGGAAGUGGAGAUUGUCGACUACAACAAGGAGGAGCUCAUUGAGGGCAUCACCGAUCUCCCCGAGCAAUCCGCCAGCAGCGACCCCAGCUGCGCGCGCACGCUGAGUUUUUCCAAGAGCCUCUUCAUUGACCGCAGUGACUAUCAGGAGAAUCCACCAGAGGGAUACUUCCGCCUGGGCGCCAUUGGAAGCGAAGUAAAGCUUCGUCAUUCCUACGUGAUCAAGUUGAAGGAAGUCAUAAAAGAUAAAAGUGGAACUGUGACAAAGCUCAAGUGCAGUCACGAUCCAGCCACGCGCGACACGAUGCCUGCGGAUCGCAAGCCCAAAGUCAUCCACUGGGUCAAUGCCAAGGACUGUUUGGAUGCCGAGGUGCGGUUGAUCAAUCCUCUGUUCCUGGCCAUGCCGGAUCCCAUGCCGGAGGGAAAGGAUUUCUUGGACUACAUCAAUCCAGAGGCCAUGGUGAGAUGUGCGGCCAAAGUGGAGAAAGCUUUGGGCAAACCUGUCCUGGAGGACCGCUACCAGUUUGAGCGUGUGGGCUAUUUCGCACCAGACUACGAUUGUUUCAGUGAGCCCAAGAAGCUGUCCUUCAACCGUGUGGUGCCAUUGAAAGAGAGCGCCGACAAGAAGAAGAUCGAAGGAAAAGGGACGGCGAGCCGGAAAGAAGCGCAGCAGGCGCAACUGGCGGAGAAGGAACGGCUGCAGAAGAUUCCCCCGGAGGAGUUCUUCAAGUCGGAAAGAGGUGCCGAGUUUUCGGCCUACGACGAACAGGGAGUGCCCACCCACGACAAGGAGGGGAAUGCCUUGCCAAAGAGUGCCAUGAAGAAAUUGGCCAAGGAUUUGGAGAAGCAAAAGAAGCUCUAUGAAUCUUGGAAGGCUUCAAAGUGA